CUUUUAACAUUGUUGUUGUUUAUGUCAGCCGGAGGAGGUGAUGUGGCAGCUGUGUGCCAUCAAGAUAACGGAGGCCAUCCAGUACGUGGUGGAGUUCGCCAAACGCAUCGAUGGCUUCAUGGAGCUCUGUCAGAACGACCAGAUAGUGCUGCUCAAAGCAGGUUCUCUUGAGGUGGUGUUCAUCAGAAUGUGUCGUGCCUUUGACUCUCAGAACAGCACCGUCUACUUUGACGGGAAGUACGCCGGGACCGACGUCUUCAAAGCAUUAGGUUGUGACGAUCUGAUUCGUCUAGUCUUUGAGUUUGGGAAGAGUAUGUCUGUCAUCCAUCUCUCUGAGGAGGAGAUCGCUCUGUUCUCAGCGUACGUCCUGAUGUCUGCAGAUCGGACGUGGCUUCAGGAGAAGGUGAAGGUCGAGAAGCUGCAACAGAAGAUCCAGCUGGCUCUCCAACAUGUCCUUCAGAAGAACGGCAGAGAGGACGUGGUCCUCACUAAGUUGAUAUGCAAAGUGUCGACCCUGCGGGCGUUAGUCAGCCGGCAUACAGAGAAGCUGACGGCCUUCAAAGCAACCUACCCAGACAUUGUCCAAGCCCACUUCCCUCCACUAUACAAGGAGCUGUUUGACUCAGACUUUGAACAGGGCUCCGUGUCCAUAGACGGCUAGCCAAGGACCCGUCGGUAUACUACCGUACUGUAUCUGCCCUGUACUGUAGUUUACUUUCAUGGAGCCAGUGUUGCUCUUCGGGAGACAGAGAGACACGUUGAACGAGAGACACUCAGACAGUUGGUCCUGUCCCUGACCUGCUCUUACCCUGGACAGACAGAUGACUUGUCUCUGUUCAUGAGACAGAGAGACACGUUGAACGAGAGACACUCAGACAGUUGGUCCUGUCCCUGACCUGCUCUUACCCUGGACAGACAGAUGACAUGUCUCUGUUCAUGAGACAGAGAGACACGUUGAACGAGAGACACUCAGACAGUUGGUCCUGUCCCUGACCUGCUCUUACCCUGGACAGACAGAUGACAUGUCUCUGUUCAUGGUCGUCUGUCUUGUUUUCUGUGUCCUCCUGGAUGAUGAGUUGGUUAGGAUGUUUCUGGGAGGAAAAAAAACAUUCAAGCACUUAGAAAAUCAACAGCCUUUCCUCUCACAACAACAAACCUAUUGGGACACGGGGAGCGGAUUCAGUCACAACAACAAACCUAUUGGGACACGGGGAGCGGAUUCAGUCACAACAACAAACCUAUUGGGACACGGGGAGCGGAUUCAGUCACAACA
Salvelinus namaycush (lake trout) is the source of this 1273-nucleotide messenger RNA. RefSeq names its product nuclear receptor ROR-alpha A-like. Gene Ontology annotation, cellular component: nucleus. The transcript has 5 exons. Gene Ontology annotation, biological process: regulation of transcription by RNA polymerase II. The record is from RefSeq and is a predicted model, not a curated record. Gene Ontology annotation, molecular function: nuclear receptor activity; RNA polymerase II cis-regulatory region sequence-specific DNA binding. Bases 41 to 661 code for a protein of 206 amino acids. NCBI's taxonomy places the organism in Eukaryota, Metazoa, Chordata, Actinopteri, Salmoniformes, Salmonidae.